This is a messenger RNA of Mytilus trossulus (common blue mussel), 1470 nucleotides long. RefSeq lists its product as uncharacterized. Gene Ontology annotation, biological process: DNA integration. Gene Ontology annotation, molecular function: nucleic acid binding. The record is from RefSeq and is a predicted model, not a curated record. Bases 1 to 1470 code for a protein of 489 amino acids. The transcript has 9 exons. Lineage: Eukaryota; Metazoa; Mollusca; Bivalvia; Mytilida; Mytilidae.
AUGGAUCUGAAGAAAAUGCCCCCAUGCAAAGGUUACAAUUAUAUAUGCAACAUAGUUGACUGUUACAGCCGCUUUGCCUUUGGUGGACAUCUUAAACAGAAGACGGCAAAAGAAGUGUCGGAAUUGCUUUUGAAAUUCACCUACAUAUUUGGCCCACCUCGGAUUCUCCAGACUGAUAACGGCAAAGAAUUUAAUAAUGCUGAUCUUUGUGCAGUAAUUGAUGAGUUUAAGACAAGAAAAAUUAAUGGUCGUCCGUACCAUCCACAAUCACAAGGACGUGUAGAAAGAUUUAACAGGACUGUAGUCGCAUACUUUAGAGCCCAAUUUGUUGAUACUAGAGAUUGGCCAAGUUUACUAGGAGAAUUUUAUUAUAAAUACAACAACAGAGUCAACAAAUCCACUAGACCCAUGACACCCCACCAAAGAUUUUUUAAGAGGCCAAAUUUUUCAAUGGCAUUAGAAGAACAGGUUGCAAAGUGUAAUUUGACUAAAGAGGAAAAAGAAUUUCUAGAAAUGGCUCACUUGGAUGUUGAAGAAAAUGAUGACGACAACAAUAACUUGGCCUUAAAUGAAAACUUAAAAUCAGUGAAAAUUAAUGAAAUUACAGAUCCAGAAGAGAGUCAUAUUAAUCAGAAAGAUAAUGAAGUUCAGCAGUCUGAGAUUCUACAUCAUACCAUAACUACGGACUCUGCAACAAUUGGUGCAUCAAAUACAAAUUUUGAGAUUAACAGUAAAGAUGUGGUUAAUAAAGCCUCAGAGAAUAAAGCUGGAGAAAUUGCCAGAAUGGAUGCAGAAAAUGAUUACCAGGAAUUUGUUGAAGCGAUGUGGCACACAAAAAUUACCAACAGGAUCAAAGAAAGUGAAUUAGCAAUAUCUGCAAAUGCAACUAUAACUAGUAAUGAGUCCGUAAAUGGCGUAGAAAAUGUUGAGGUCAAUAAUACUGUACAGACUUACGAUAGAUUGAACGAAAUGAUACCAUCACAACAGCAACUCCAAAUGUCUCAACCACUGCAAGAUAUCACAAAUUCUCAAAUGAUGCGCAAUACAAGUUUACAUCAAUCAGAAGUUAGCCCAUAUUAUAAAGACUUGUAUGCAAGAAAAUUUAUACAACGUACUGAUUCUGGUAUAGCAGGCCUGAAACGCCGUCAUUUGGAAACAGAAAUUUAUAUGUCUCAGAAUCGUGAAGAAUGGGACAGUAGCUUGUAUCCGGAGGAGUUGUUUCCUAAAAAAGUAUCCAAACUUACAGAAAUGCAAACUUUUCAUCCCGCAGUUAAUGCAGUUAUAGACUUUAAACCAAAUUCAGCUUUGUCCGCGGGUACAAACGUUUUUCUGUCCGGGUAUUGGAAGAAAGGACUUGUUAUGAAUAUUGAAAAUGAUGACAGUAAAGGGAAGGUGUAUACCAUAAAGGAGCUUGAAAAUGGCAAAAUUCACCAAGUUUCAAAAUAUUUUAUUCGUCCGAAUUUGAUUUAG